AUGAAGGUGGACUUAGAUUUUGCUACAGUAACUAGAGAUUUCUGGAUACUUGUUCGAAGGCCCAAGGGUGCUAACCCAGAGAGGUCCAUGUUUGGGUCCAGGGCGCCCGCCGCCGCCGCCGCCUCCGAGCGCUCCCGGGCUGCAGGCCGGGCGUCCCCGAGGCCGGGGCCGCCGAGCGGGGCCGCGCCAGGUGAGCCCCUGCAGGCGCGCUCCGCAGCAUGCUCGGGGCGCCGGGAGGGCGGGCCGGGGGCGCCGGCGACACGCGAGGCCCGGCGCCCCCUCCCACUGCCGGGGCCGAGCGUCCUUCCGGCGCUCAGCGGCGCUCAGCGGCGCUCAGCGGCGCCGGGGUCUCCGCCACCGCCGGGGACGCGACCAUAUCCCGGGCAGGAACCUCACCGAGCCUGGGGGGACCAAGCCCCGGAGCAAGCCGGCGACCCCCUCGUCCAGCGCGGCUCCCGGUCCGCGGCUAGGUCCCCGAGUCCCGGAGGCGGGAAGCAGCAGGUGGGCAGAUCCGGACGUCGUGAGUCCUCCCGGGACGGGGCGGCCACCGCGGCAGGGGCAGCCCCUCCCCCGGCCGCAGCUGUCCCGGCCAAAAGUUUUACCUGCCGCCGAAGCCAGGUGUUCCCGCGGCCGCCCCUGGCAGUGGCGGGGCUGCCCGGGGGGAGGGGGUGGGGACCCCAGCUCUGUGCGGGGAGCGGCGCCCCCAGCGCCCCCGCCCAGCCCGGAGACCCUCGGGCCCCGCCCGGGAGGCCCGCGGCGGGGGAGGACGCGGCGGGAGGGGGCGUCCCGGCAGGCGGAGGAGCAGAUAAAGGCGCACGCUGGACCGGGCGCCGCCGGCCCAGCCGCGCGGGGACUGGGAGGCGGAGCGCGCGGCCAGCGCCUCGCCGGCCCGCGUCCCCCCCCCCCGGGGCGCCCCGGCUUUGCUCGCGACCCUUAGGAAGGACGCGCCGCCGCCCCCACCUUUGCAGUGUGAGUCACCCCGCGCGCGCCGCUGAUGACUCGUGCUUGAGCUUGGUUCGUGAGAGGAGCCCAGCCUUAUAUGGACUGAUCGCUCGGGCAAUGGCCCAUUUUUUCCUCGCCACCAGCCGCCACCGCGCGCCGAGCGGCCGCCGGAGCCGGAGCUGACGGC
Psammomys obesus (fat sand rat) is the source of this 1129-nucleotide messenger RNA. Its product is annotated as translation initiation factor IF-2-like. The record is from RefSeq and is a predicted model, not a curated record. The transcript is spliced from 3 exons. The coding region runs from base 1 to 1125 and encodes 374 amino acids. NCBI's taxonomy places the organism in Eukaryota, Metazoa, Chordata, Mammalia, Rodentia, Muridae.